AUCCCACUGCGGCCAUGCGCGCCCAAGACAGCCCGACGGAGGUCGCAUGCGACAAGGUGUCCCACGCCAGCAGGUCGACGUCGCCAAAGACACGGCGAGGGCCGCAGCGCAGCGCGAUGGCCGCGCAGAGCCCGACGCCCCGCAUGUCUGCGCUCGCGCGGCUCACGACGCACCUCGCGGCGACGUACGCGCGGUGUGGCCUCGCUUACAAGAGCCCGCCCAAGGUCGAGCGCCGAGUGCUCACCAAGAACAGCCGCGUCACGGGCAACAAUGGCUGGGACAACGACGAGAACAACAUCGUGCUGCGUGUGCGAGACCUCUUGGGCGUGCAGAGCAAGACCGGCCACCCCACGCACCUUUUGUCGUGCUGGACCUUCUUGGCCAAGGCACGUUUGGCCAAGUGUUUCGGUGUCAAGAUGUCGACUCGAAGGAGCUCGUGGCCAUCAAGAUCAUCCGCAAUCACCCGUCGUACUACAAGCAGGCCCUUGUCGAGAUCCACGUCUCGAUGCUGCUCAGCACCACGUCUGAAAUUGAUGGCUUCGAGCACGUUGUGCAGAUGCACGAUCACUUUAUGUUCCAGAACCAUCUCUGCCUCGUUUUUGAGCUGCUCAGCAUCAACUUGUACGAGCUCAUCAGCCAAAACAGCUUUCGAGGCCUACCGCUCACCGUCGUCCGUGGCUUCCUCAUUCAAAUCCUCAAGAGCCUCGUGCUCCUUGGCCGCACCAACAUCAUACACUGCGAUCUCAAGCCCGAAAACAUCCUACUCUCCGGCACCGAGCAAACUUUCUCCAUCACGGACGCCACCUCGCGGCGCCAGGUGCCAAAAAUCAAGCUUGUGGACUUUGGCUCGGCCUGCUACGAAGACGAGACCGUCUACUCGUACAUUCAGUCGCGCUUUUAUCGGUCACCCGAAGUGCUUUUGGGGCUACCCUACAACGGCGCCAUCGACAUGUGGUCGCUGGGCUGUAUUAGUGUCGAGAUCUUCCUUGGGCUGCCGCUCUUCCCCGGCGUCUCGGACCACGACCAGCUCCGACUCAUUGUUGAAACCAUUGGACCACCGCCGUCGCACAUGCUCGCGGCUGGUCGCAACGUGCGCAGGUUUUACCACCGAGACGAGCGCGGCGUCUUGCGGCUCAAGACGCCGGACGAGUAUGCAGCCGAGACGCAGACGCCACGCAAUGUAUCAAAGCGCUACUUCAAGCACUCGGUCCUCGACGACAUCAUUCAUGCGUACCCGAUUCCUCGCAGCGCGUCGUCCGAAGAGUGCGAGAAAGAAGUCCAGGCGCGGCACGUGUUUUGCCACUUCUUGCGCGGCCUCCUCGUCGUGGACCCUGCGGUGCGCUGGACGCCAGAGCAGGCGCUCGCCCACCCGUUUGUGACGGGCGACGCAUUCGAGCCGAGCUUUGAGCCACCACGAGAGUACGUCCGGCCUCGAUACCGACCACCGAUGGCCUUCAUGCCACCGCCGCAGUGGGCCGGCUACUACUCGGCCCCUCGCAACAUUCCUCGGGCCGACCCCUACUACCCGUGCGGCCCAGUGUACCCCCACUCGUGUCCCAUGCCCGAUGGCUGUCACCCCAUGUAUUAUAUGUCGCCUGACUACUUUGGCCCACCCAUCAUGUAUACGGGCAUGUACGAGAUGCCACCUGCCGCGUGGGAGUACCCACCUCCCGUGCUCUUGCACCCCCACCGAUCGACGACCGAAAGCGAAAGGGGCCCGCCCCGCACCCGCUCUUUUUGCCACCAAACUUGA
Molecule: messenger RNA, 1753 nt
Organism: Saprolegnia parasitica CBS 223.65
Lineage: Eukaryota; Oomycota; Saprolegniomycetes; Saprolegniales; Saprolegniaceae
Product: CMGC/DYRK/YAK protein kinase
Exons: 7
Coding region: 47-1753 (568 amino acids)
Biological process (GO): peptidyl-serine phosphorylation; peptidyl-threonine phosphorylation
Cellular component (GO): cytoplasm
Molecular function (GO): ATP binding; protein tyrosine kinase activity; protein serine/threonine kinase activity
Source: RefSeq, a predicted model, not a curated record